Molecule: messenger RNA, 2202 nt
Organism: Fusarium coffeatum
Lineage: Eukaryota; Fungi; Ascomycota; Sordariomycetes; Hypocreales; Nectriaceae
Exons: 2
Coding region: 1-2202 (733 amino acids)
Biological process (GO): deadenylation-independent decapping of nuclear-transcribed mRNA; P-body assembly
Cellular component (GO): P-body
Molecular function (GO): mRNA binding
Source: RefSeq, a predicted model, not a curated record
AUGGCAAACCAAUUUAUAGGCUUGCAUAUGCGGGUGGUGCUGAGAGACCCUCCUGGGAACGAGUUCACCGGGACAGUUGUGGAUGUUCAAGCAGGCAGCGGCCUGACCUUGACUAAUGUCUUUAUGGCAAAUACCAAACAGUGGUUCCCAACUAUACAAAUCGCUGCAGCUAACAUUGCUGAUCUGUCCGAAGUCAAGGAUCAAUCUCCUGCGUCGUAUGCGCCCGCCCCUGUCGAACCUGUCGCUGCACCUACCUUUUCACAACCGCCUGCGCAGCCUGCAUUCGUCGACCCUGCCAUCCUCAGCCUGGGAAGACCGCCCGUGUCAGCGACGCCCUCGGGAUCCGACACAAAGGCUCUUAUGCCCGAGGGGGGAAGAAUAGAAUUGCAUAAUGUUUCCGUAAACAUCAAGGCAUCUGCACCGGGACAGCCUACCUCGGACCAUGAUCUGUCAGGCUCUAUCAAAAAUCUGGCCCUCGGUGAAACUGUGCCCGAAUCUGGCAAUGGCAAGGCAGUUGAGGGUGGUGUGGCCAGAUCUGCCAAGAAGAAAAACAUCAACCGACGCUCCCGUCAAGCUAAGCAAGGAAAAGGUCAACGUGCCGAAGAGGAUGGUCUCGCUGUGGAAGGUUCACCCGCCAGUGGACGAGGAAAGGGGUGGAGGCAAACACCUAUCUUACAGAGCACGUCGUCUUUCCAGCCGUUUCACUUCUUGAAAAAGAGCACUAAAGGUCGUAAGGGUACCCUUGAUAAUGGUUGGGCGUCUGAGGAUGUCACAGAAGAAAUGGGCGAUUUUGAUUUCGAAAAUAACUUGGCGAAAUUCGACAAAGCAACUAUUUUUGACCAAAUGAGAAAAGAGGACCAAGUCGACGAUGCCAGCCGGUUAGUAUCCCACAACCGCAAGCCUAAACCUGGUACAGCUGGUGGCAAGAAUUUGCAUUACACAGAAAACGUGCUGGAUUUACCGUCAACCGCCAGGAAAGACGCAUAUUCGUGGAACAGCGAGGCGGACGAUGGGCUGAAUGAAGCAGAGAGGCUCUCGGGACGAGACGUCCGGAGCAGCCAAAGCAAUCGAAGGGCCGAUAGCAAAUCUGGACCAUCGCGGAGGUCACAGUCACGUAAAGCAAGUGCUGUUGCGAUAUCAGGCGGCCUUCCGCUGAGCCGCGUCAAUUCCGGCGUACGUGCAAGCCACCUGUCUCGCUUGUCUAUUUCUCGACCAGAAUCUCGCAGUACUAACAGCAGGCAGCAAGGUCAUCCACCCGGCUUAUACCUGGUCCCUUCGCAUAAACGUCUGGAAACCGUCUCUGCCCUGCAGAUGUUGAACCUUGAAAACAUUGCUGCAAAUGAGGUGGGACUGACAGAACAGCUCAUGGCCGAAAAUGGAGGAAGGGGUAUCGCCGAGGUGACUCUGAAGGCCCUGACGGACCCUGCCAUCAAGGUGCGGUUCGGACUUGCUGGCGCUAAUCCAUCGUCCAGCGCAACGUUGAGCAGCCCAGCGGUGGUCAUUCUAGCUGGAAACAACAAGUCCGGCAUUCGCGCCACUGCGGCUGCACGUCAUCUUCGAAAUAAGAACGUCAACGUACUUGUGUGCCUGGUGGGCAUUGAGCGAGAGAAGGAUCUGCUUGAGGACCUACGACAGCAGAUUCAACUUUAUCGAGCUUUUGGUGGCAAAAUUCUCAGCAAAACCGAUCUUUUCGAACAUUUGCGCAAGGCAUCAUCGGCAGGAUCACCUGUGUCAGUGUCUCUUAUUGUGGAUGCUCUCCUGGGCUUGACCAUUUCGUUUGAGGAAUUGCGAACGGGCGACCAGGCUGCUGUUUACGAGUUGAUGGAAUGGGCGAACCGCAACGAAGCCUUUGUGCUCUCAGUCGAUGUUCCAACUGGAAUCGACCCAACUUCUGGAAAGGUCGCAGUCAUCGAUGGCGGUCGACUUUUUGUGAAGCCACGAUAUGUUGUUGCCAUGGGAGCUCCUAAACGAGGUUUGCUUGAGGCCGUGACACCCCCAGAUGAGGACGAUCCACAGAACAUGAAUAACGCCGGGCACGAGGAAGAAUGGCGUCUCUUCAUCGCGGAUAUCGGCCUGGGCAGUGCCGUAUGGAGGAAAGCUGGAACUAAGAUUCGACGAGGCAUCGACUUUGAUGAGAAGUGGGUACUUGAGAUGAAGUAUUCAGACGGACAGCAUGAUGAAAGCGACUACGACGAUGAGUAG